Molecule: messenger RNA, 3346 nt
Organism: Lindgomyces ingoldianus
Lineage: Eukaryota; Fungi; Ascomycota; Dothideomycetes; Pleosporales; Lindgomycetaceae
Product: P-loop containing nucleoside triphosphate hydrolase protein
Exons: 2
Biological process (GO): rRNA processing; ribosomal large subunit assembly
Cellular component (GO): preribosome, large subunit precursor
Molecular function (GO): ATP binding; ATP hydrolysis activity
Source: RefSeq, a predicted model, not a curated record
ACUUGAUUGGCGCUCAACGACCUAUUCGAAACCGGGCAAGUAUCGAGGAUCUGCUUCGUCGGCAACUUAUGUCGGUGCUCGAGAGCCCUCACAAUGAUACAGAGCUGUCAAAUGCAAGCUUGAUACAAUUACUCGAGGUCUACGAUAAGCUUGAUCAACCGAAAUUGGAAGCAAUACCAGCGAAUCACCGGGCCGAAAUUCAAGAAACCCGGAUCAAGGCCACGGCAUUGUUUGAAUGGUCGGAUGGAAACCUGGUACAUGCCAUGAAAACUGGUCAAUUCUUCCUUCUAGAUGAGAUCUCACUUGCCGAUGACUCUGUUCUUGAGCGUCUAAACAGCGUUCUGGAAUCAUCUCGCACCCUGUUGCUCGCAGAGAAAGGUCCCAACGACUCCCUCGUUACUGCAGAAGAUGGCUUUCAGUUCCUUGCCACUAUGAAUCCUGGCGGCGAUUACGGGAAGAAGGAGCUCUCGCCUGCGCUUCGAAAUCGCUUCACUGAAAUCUGGGUUCCAGCCCUGUCAGACGUCGAAGAUAUUCUGCAAAUUGUGCGGUCAAAGCUCAAGCCCAGUGCCUUGCAGUAUGCUGAGUCGAUUGUCUCGUUUGCGCAAUGGUUCAACGAGGAGUACAACACAUCUGCCUCGUCUUCCAUCUCAAUCCGAGAUACCCUUGCUUGGGUGACCUUUGUUAACAACACUCAGAAUGACGAUCCCCUUUUUGGAAUUGUUCAUGGUGCGGCGAUGGUCUUCAUUGACACUCUUGGGGCGAACCCCGCUGGUCUACUGGCCAUCUCCUCUACAUCAAUUGAGGAAGAACGAAAAGCUUGUCUUCAUCGACUCGGCAAGCUGGUGGGCAAAGACGUCACUACCCUUUACUUUGAUGCCGUCAGCAUCAAUAGUACUGCGACAUCACUGCAAAUAGGAUCGUUCUCGAUACCGAAAAACCUCUUCGCGGCUGAAGAUUCUACUUUUUCCUUUGAAGCUCCUACAACACGCUCAAAUGCUAUGAGAGUGGUGCGAGCACUGCAACUACCAAAGCCUAUCCUCCUUGAGGGUAAUCCUGGAGUCGGCAAAACUACACUCAUUAUUGCUAUUGGAAAAGCUAUUGGAAUGCCACUGACGAGGUUGAAUUUGUCUGAUCAAACGGACCUCAUGGAUCUUUUCGGUUCCGACGUACCGGUUGAAGGUGGACAAGCCGGAACAUUCGCUUGGCGUGAUGCGCCAUUCCUCAAAGCCAUGAAGAAUGGCGAAUGGGUAUUGCUGGAUGAGAUGAACCUAGCAUCUCAAUCGGUGCUCGAGGGUCUCAACGCUGUCCUAGAUCACCGCGGCGAAGUUUAUAUAUCCGAACUCGACCAGAUAUUCCAUAAGCAUCCAGACUUCCGGGUAUUUGCUGCACAGAACCCUCAUCAUCAAGGCGGAGGUCGUAAAGGUCUGCCAGCAUCUUUUGUCAACCGUUUCACUGUUGUUUAUGCAGACGUGUUUCGUCCCCACGACUUAUCGCUCAUCUGCACGAAAAUAUUCCCCCACAUUGAUGGAAAUGAGACCCAGAAGUUGAUCAACUUUGUCGCUUCCCUAGACGACCACGUGGUGGUGAGGCGGUCUUUCGGGGCUCUAGGCAGUCCCUGGGAAUUCAACCUCCGGGACACGCUUCGUUGGCUCCAGUUGCUUCACUCUCAGAACUUCGUGGGCUCCGCUCGAGACCUCCUGGACACGAUCUUCAUGCAGCGCUUUCGAAAUGGCGUAGAUCGGCAACGACUCCUCAAGCUUUUCGAGGAUUCAUAUGGUAGCCACGAAUACCGAGUAAGCUUCUAUCACAAUCUUUGUCCAAAAUUCCUCCAAGUCGGCCUAGGCUUGUUGGCAAGGAAUUCAUCCACGACCCGUCCCGACCUUGUAUUGCCGCUGCGGGUAACUCAGCUUGGGCCAAUGGAGUCAAUUAUGAUUAGCGUUCAGCAGAAUUGGCCUGUCAUUCUUGUCGGUCCGCCCGGAUCUGGCAAGACGUCUCUUCUCAGCCAGCUAGCCUCAUUCGUCGGAGCUGAACUAACUACAUUCUCGAUGAAUGCUGAUAUUGAUGCCAUGGAUCUAGUUGGUGGGUACGAGCAGGAAGACCCAUCUCGAGAAAUAAAUCGUUAUCUUGCUAAGCUUGAGAAAUUCGUUCGACGUGGUGCUUCCAUCGAGCAGACGCCUUCGUUACUUUUCCUGAAGCUUCUUGAGCUUCUUUCAUCAGGACAGAGUGCUAUCUCAGGUGAGUUGUAUUCUCUUCUUGAAACAUUGGCAAAGGAGUCCCGAGGAACCACUUCAUUAGAAUCGCAAGCACUUUUACAGGAGUUAGAACGACUCUCACAAGCUCCCACCCAUAUCGAAGGCGCCCGAUUUCGAUGGGCAGAUGGCAUCCUCAUUCAAGCUCUCGAACAAGGCAAUUGGCUGGUUCUGGACAACGCCAAUCUCUGCAGUAGUGCGGUCUUGGACCGGCUUAACUCGUUACUCGAACCCAAUGGGUAUCUCAGCAUCAAUGAACAUUCCACUGAUGACGGAGAGGCGAGGAUCGUUCGACCGCACAAGGACUUUAGGAUCUUUCUUACCAUGGAUCCGAGGUUUGGCGAAUUGUCGAGAGCAAUGCGGAAUAGGGCUACUGAGAUCUUCCUCCUUCCCAAGGACUACAAAAAUGAGCAUGAGAUGUGUUAUAACUACCUUCCUGGAUAUCCUCUGGAGUCACAAUCGUACCGAUUCCGGAAUUUUAUGUCUGGCGAAAGUGGCCUAGUGGAUACGAUAAGUGUGCCCUUCGAGCACCUUAUCCCUAUGGAUAGGGAGAUGCUUCAAACCUUUAAUUCGGAAGCAUUAAAAGGACUUGCAUCUCUCCGCUCUGAUUCUCUAACGAAUAGGGUAGCCUGGUGUAGGCCAAUGAGUCUCCGCAAUGGAACCACUCAUACCUCUUCAGGCCUGCCAACGUUGUCUCGAUUCCUAACCGAGCAGUGGCAUUCUACCGCAUCUUACUAUCAAACUCAACUUACACAUGAUAUCGGUGGACCACUGGGUUUCGACUACUCAGCUUACCACCCCCUUGUCAAUGAGCUUUGCCUGAACGCUGAUACCUCUACCCGAUCACUUUUAAUUUUAUACGCCGAGGCGUACGAUGAGUAUUUGGACUUGUACAAUAUGCAACACGCAAUAGAAAUGAUUCCUUCCAUGAAAUUCGAGCGACGAAAAGAGAAACAAAAGCUUCCAGCAUUUCUACAAGCGUUUCGACACAGCCUCAUUAUUGCCUCGGGCAUGAACGUCAAUCCCAUUGACAUAACACACUUCCACUCAUUCCACACUCUUCGGGUCCUCUUUUGGGCUUUCCUCCAGCUCGCAAC